This is a messenger RNA of Histoplasma mississippiense, 2109 nucleotides long. RefSeq lists its product with no specific name. Gene Ontology annotation, biological process: intracellular magnesium ion homeostasis; magnesium ion transmembrane transport. Gene Ontology annotation, cellular component: plasma membrane. The record is from RefSeq and is a predicted model, not a curated record. NCBI's taxonomy places the organism in Eukaryota, Fungi, Ascomycota, Eurotiomycetes, Onygenales, Ajellomycetaceae. The transcript has 6 exons. The coding region runs from base 1 to 2109 and encodes 702 amino acids. Gene Ontology annotation, molecular function: magnesium ion transmembrane transporter activity.
AUGGAUCCCGGCAACCAGCAGAGCCCUGAACAGCAGUCGGCCGAACGCCAACUCGCAGAUAGAUCUCCUGCCAACUCACGUCCUAGUAACGCGAGUGGAACCACCCAGCCGCAAACACAGCCUGGCCUGGAGCCACUCGCUGACGGCACUGCUCCCAAGAAACGGAAGCAUCAUGGGCACAGAAGACGCAGACACCGUCGACAGUCCUUCGCCCCGCCGCCCGACACGCCUAGGCCAGACUCCGAUACUGGGCGAGCUGGUGUCUCCCCUGGGCGAGGAGAUGGAUCUCAAUCCACCAGUACAACUGCGAUUCAGCACCGUGCUUCUGUUUACCGUCUUGGCCAAUUGGGCCGUAACAACCCGAGUGAGACAAGUCUGGAUAGCGAUGCUUUGUUGGAUCACAGACACCAGCCAAUGAUGCGCCCGCGUCGGGAGAGCCGGCUUGCACAGAGCUAUCGUCCGGAACCACAACAACUUUCCUCUCGGCCCCCGGUUCGAGCCCAAACUCCGACUGCCCCGUCCCAGGUGAUGGAUGAGGAGGAAUCCGAGGAAGAAGACGAUCGAACACCGUUGAUAAAGCCCAGCUCUGUCCAUAACUCCAGUUUUGUGCGGUACGGGACAAGUGCAGGCACAGAAGAACAUUCAGUUGCUCCCUCGCCCGAAGGCCGGAAGUCGGUAGCAUCGUCUUUCCGCUCAACCGUUCCGUACUCUAUCGGCACUGCCCGUAGCUUAAGACGAGAAUACGAUGUUAACAAUCCGCCUUCAGUCCCCGGAAGCCCUCACACGGGCCCAGAGACUGGCUUCGAUGACCCGAUGAUUGGUGGCCAUGACUUCGACCACACGUCUCCGGAACACACUAGCGCAGUCAGUGUGCCUUGCCAUGUUAUAGAUGUUGACGGAGAAGGGCAUGGCUCUAUGAGUAACUCGUCAACUACUUCCCAAAAAUUCGUCUCUCCAGAGCUCCAGCGACGACGGACAGUUACUCUUCCUGUUGAAGAAGACGUUUGCUUUCCAGGCGCAUUGUCGGAUUUGGGUGAAGAAGAGUACCCUCCUCGUCCCCCGCUAGAAGACACCUUUGGAGGUGGGCGCAGACGGAGGCGGAGACGGAUCUGGCCAGAUCUUUCGGUAUUGAGAGAAUGGAGCCGCGAAGAGAAGGAAGAACGCAGCGGGGGGGUACGGGCGAAGAAGAUAUACGAACCAGUGCUUAUCGGAGGAAGGUUGCGGCCGCAUAAUGCGAGAUGGGUACGUGAAGAGGAAGAUGCUCCAUAUCGGUUCACAUAUUUCAACGAGGAGUUCCAGAGCACGAUCCACAGUCAGACAAUUUCAGAACUCGUGCAACCUGGCCAAACAUUCCGUGACCUUUUCAUUCCUGAUCCCCCAGAACUAGAAGACGAUUCGUCAGACGAAUCAGAUGAUCAGGACCCAACUCCCCAUCAACAGCAUCGGGAUAAUGGGACGGGAAUUUCUGAAGGCUUUCCCGACGGGCCAACCUUCCAAAGAGAAACGAUACGGGCCGCGUCCUACUUUUCUGGGCUGGGAUACGACACCAUUUUGCAACUCCACUCCAACGAGAAAUUGGUGACAACCGACUCCGGCGAAGGUGGUGACGGGCCUUUACCGUCUGGGUCGGACAUGCUCAGGCGCGUUGGCGAAUGCCGCAAGAAAGUCAUGAGCCUCUAUCGAUUACUUGGAAAUAAAGCGGACGUGAUCAAGGGGUUUGCAAAGCGGUGCAACGAGCAGUGGGAGGUCGCACCUAAGUCUGAAAUUGGACUUUAUCUCGGCGAUAUUCAAGACCACAUCGUUACUAUGACGAGUAACUUGAACCAUUAUGAAACGCUGCUAUCACGGGCGCACUCGAACUAUCUCGCACAAAUCAACAUCCGCAUGAACGAACGGCAGGAGAAGACCGCUGACGUACUCGGCAAGCUUACUGUCCUUGGUACCAUCGUACUCCCCAUGAAUAUCAUCUGCGGCAUGUGGGGUAUGAACGUCAAAGUUCCUGGGCAGGAUAUUGACAAUUUAUACUGGUUCUGGUCCAUCACCGCCGGCCUCGUUGUCUUCGCAGUUGCCUGUUUCUACAUCGCCAAACGAGUGUACGGAAUUGUAUAG